Messenger RNA from Microtus ochrogaster (prairie vole), 763 nucleotides. RefSeq names its product killer cell lectin-like receptor subfamily B member 1B allele C. Gene Ontology annotation, cellular component: plasma membrane; cell surface. Lineage: Eukaryota; Metazoa; Chordata; Mammalia; Rodentia; Cricetidae. Gene Ontology annotation, molecular function: signaling receptor activity. The record is from RefSeq and is a predicted model, not a curated record. Bases 1 to 681 code for a protein of 226 amino acids. The transcript has 6 exons. Gene Ontology annotation, biological process: regulation of natural killer cell mediated cytotoxicity.
AUGGAUGCAUCAGUGGUCUACGAUAACUUAAACCAAGCCAAUACCCAAGAGUCUAAGCAGGCAUCCCCUCCAGCUCCUCCCCCAGACUGCUGCUGGUACCCACGCAGGCAUCGGUUGGCUUUGAUACUCGGCUGUUUUUGGCUGAUCCUUCUUGUACUGAUUGUGAUUAGACUCGGUGUCUUAGUACAAAAAUCACCAAUAGGAAAAGUCAUUCAAGAGAACAAGACGAAAACAACAGUAGGAAAAUGCAAUGUGAACGUUUCAGAGAGCAGUACGAAAGCAACAGAGAGUUCAGUCCAACUAACGUGCUCCAACGACUGGCGGCCACACCGAGAGAAAUGCAUACAGUUUUCCCAGGAGAACGGUGUUUGGAAGGAAGGUCUAUCUAACUGCACUAGAAAAGGAGCCACUUUGCUGCUUAUUCAAGACCAAGAAGAACUGAUAUUCGUAAAGGGCUUGAUAAAGGAAAGAGGACAUUUAUUUUGGAUUGGACUAAAUUACUCAUUGCCAAACAAGACCUGGAGAUGGAUAAACGGCUCCACUUUAAGUUCUGAUGUAUUGAACAUCACCGGUGAUGCUAAACUGAACAGCUGUGUCGCCAUCUCAAAGGAUAAAGUGGUUUCUGAAAGCUGUGCUUCAGACAACAUGUGGAUCUGCCAGAAUGAACCAAAACGUCUCUGAAACCAGGUGUAAUGACUCCUGACUGCGAAUCCCGUCUCCAUUACUUUACCAUACAGAUCUCUGCACUCACUCUGUCUAGGCU